Molecule: messenger RNA, 2554 nt
Organism: Pseudopodoces humilis (Tibetan ground-tit)
Lineage: Eukaryota; Metazoa; Chordata; Aves; Passeriformes; Paridae
Source: RefSeq, a predicted model, not a curated record
CGGCCCCGGGACCCCCUCGGACGCCCGGGACCCCCCCGGGCCCGGCCCCGCCAUGUGGCUCUUCUCCCGGGACCCGGUGCGGGAUUUCCCCUUCGAGCUGGGCCCGCCCGAUGCGGAUCCCGACGCGGACCCGCUCCCGGACCCCGCGGCCCCGGCCCCGCUCUGGCGGCUGCUGCGGGGGCGCCGCAAGGCCGACGGGGCUCCGGUGUCGGUGUUCGCCCACAGCCUGGGCCCGGGGGGGGACCCCGGUGCCACCGCCCUGGCCCGGGCGGGGCUGAAGCGGCUCCGCAGCCUCCGACACCCCAACAUCCUGGGGUACCUGGACAGCCUGGAGACGGAGCAGUGCCUGUACCUGGUGACAGAGGCCGUGACCCCCCUGCGGCGGCACCUGCGGCUGCACCCCCCGAGCGGGGACCCGGGCGAGCAGGAGGUGGCCUGGGGGCUGCAGCGGCUGCUGACGGCACUGGCGUUCCUGGGGGUCUCAGGGCUGGUUCACCACGCGCUGGGACUUGACGCCAUCUUCGUGGACCCCGGGGGCGAGUGGAAGCUGGGGGGGCUCGAGAGGGUGGCGGCCACCAGCGAGGGGACCCCCACUCGUCUCCCCGGUGACCCCUCCCGGCCCCAGGACCCCCCCGAGCUCAGCGACCCUUCCCGAGGGCAGGGGGAGCCCUGGGCAGGGGACAUGUGGCGCCUGGGCUGCCUCAUCUGGGAGGUCUUCAACGGACCCCUCCCCCGGCCGGGGGCCCUGCGCAGCUUCGGCAAGCUGCCCCCCGGGCUCAUCCCGCCCUUCUCGGAGUUGGUGGCGGCGGAUCCGGGGGCCCGGCCGGGCCCGGGGCCACUCCUGGAGCGGCUGCAGUGCCCGGGAGCCUUCCUGGCCUGUGCGCUGGUGCGCACCGGGCUCUUCCUCGAGCACUUCCAGGUCCGGGACCCCUCGGAGCGCCGGACGUUCCUGCAGGAGCUGCCCCCUCUCCUGGAGUCCCUCCCGGGGCCCUUCCGGCGCCACAAGCUGCUCCCGCGGCUGCUCGAGGCCCUGGAGCUGGGCAGCGCCGACGCCAGCGCCCUGCCCCCCCUGCUGCAGGUGGCGAAGGUCCUGGACCCCCCCGAGUACCAGGAGCGAAUCGUCCCCGUCCUCGUCCGGCUCUUCUCAUCCCCUGAGCGGGGCCUGCGCCUGCGCCUGCUGCAGCUGCUCGAGGAGUUCGUUGAGUUCCUGCCUGACGCCACGGUGGAUUCCCAAAUUUUUCCCCACGUCGCCCACGGGUUCCUCGACUCCAACCCGGCCAUCCGUGAGCAGACGGUCAAGUCCAUGGUGCUGCUGGCGCCUAAGCUGGGGGAGGGGCGCAGGGGGGGGGAGCUGCCUCGGCUGCUGCUGCGGGUGCAGGGGGGGGACGCGCUGGGACCCCUGCGCUGCAACGCCACGCUGUGCCUGGGGCGCCUGGCCCCCCACCUGCCCCCCCAGGUCGCCGCCUUCGCGGCCACCCACGAGUGCUACACCCCCCAAGAGGUGGCAGGGCGGGUGCUGCCCCCCCUGUGCGCCCUCACCGUGGACCCCCACCCCGGGGUGCGGCAGCAGGCGUUCCGGGCGAUUCGCAGCUUCCUGGAGCAGCUGGAGGCGGCGGCCGAGGCCGGGGGGGCCCAGGAGGGGGACACCCCCAGCGCUGCCGCUGCCCCGGGGGGGCUGGGGGCUGCGGUGUCCUGGGCUGUCACCGGUGUCACCUCCCUGACUGCGAGGCUGAUGGGGGGCGAGGGGGGUACAGCCCCCACCCAGCCCCCUCCCACGCAGGGACCCCCGCAGACCCCAGCCCCCACAAAAGACCCCCCCGCCGAGGAGAACCCCCCCGAGGAGCCCCCCCUGGAAGACGCCGAUGGCUGGGAUGACGACUGGGGGAGUUUGGAGGACCCCGGGGUGCGACUGUCGAAGGCCCUGAGCUACGUCCUGCGCCACGGGGCUGCGGCCGAGGGGCUGCCCAUGGGCCCGGACGGUUUUGUCGAGGUGGGGGCUCUGCUGAGGCUGCGGCGUUUCGCGGGGGUCUCGGAGGGGGACGUGCGCAGGGUGGUGGCCGCUGACCCCAAGGGUCGCUUCGCCCUCCGGCCGGACCCCCUGAGGGUGAGAGCGAACCAGGGACACUCCCUGCCGGUGCCGGAGCUGGAGCUGACCCCCCUGCUCACCCCCGGGGCGCUGCCCCCCACCCUCGCCCACGGCACCCGGCGGCGCCUGUGGGACCCGAUCCGGGCGGGGGGGCUGCGCCCGAUGGGGCGGCAACACCUGCACCUGGCGGGGGGGCUGCCCGGGGACCCCGGGGUGCGCAGCGGGAUGAGGUCGGACUCGGAGAUCGCCAUCAUCAUCGACGGCCCCCGGGCGCUGGCGGACGGGAUCCCCUUUUUCCGCUCGGCCAACGGGGUGAUCCUGACGCCGGGGGACGCCCAGGGCCGCAUCCCCCCCAAAUAUUUCCUGCGGGUUCUGCAGCUGCGGCCGCACCGGUGUGAGCUACCACUGGACGGACCCUGGGACGAGGGCGGGGAGAGACCCCCGGACGAAGAUUUGGGGAUGGUCUGA